Molecule: messenger RNA, 6673 nt
Organism: Puntigrus tetrazona (Sumatra barb)
Lineage: Eukaryota; Metazoa; Chordata; Actinopteri; Cypriniformes; Cyprinidae
Gene: atxn1b
Product: ataxin 1b
Exons: 3
Coding region: 551-3019 (822 amino acids)
Biological process (GO): negative regulation of transcription by RNA polymerase II; nervous system development
Cellular component (GO): nucleus
Molecular function (GO): protein binding; RNA binding
Source: RefSeq, a predicted model, not a curated record
GAGAGAGAGGAAGAGAGAGAGAGAGAGAGAGAGAGAGCUGGCAGUCUGUUUGCCUUGCAUAACAUACGCUGUAGCUCUCACACGUAGGGCUAGUGAAACAGCGCAGACGAGGGGACUUCCUUUACCCUCAGUCCUCCGAGCAAUUGUCGAAGGAAGUGGAGGAGAGUGAAGGUGGGGGGGGGGAUUGGACAUGGAAGAAAACAUAAAUCAGAGGAUUGCGUGUGUGACCUGAUAGCAGUGCUAAACCUGGACAAAGGACAGCUUGCCAGUGGGUAGAGUGAGUUACGCUCGUAGUGCAGAGAGAGAGAGAGAGAGUUGUUAAAGGCUCCCCUAUAAAGAAAGGUACGGACCAGUAGACAUCAGUGAGAGAUGAUUCCACAUGAAGCAUUUGGAUCCUUUCAUUAUAAGAGUCCUGACAAUGGGCGAUACUAUAGUAAAAGUGGAGCAAAGUAAUAGAACAAUGAAAAUCUUGACAACUGAGUUCUACUUUGAACUUUAAAACAUCCUGAUCAAGACAAGUGGGUUAAAAUACAGGACAAGCUCCAAGACCAUGAAGUCUAACCAGGAGCGUUGUAAUGAAUGCCUUCCGCCAAAAAAGCGGGAGAUUUUAGCUCUGGAAGAGAAGCAGGUGUUGGUGUCAGCUGCUGUUGGUGAGAGCCAGAGUGGAGAGAAUUUGGCUUGGCUAGCCAGUGUUGCUACCAUGGCUAGCAUGGCCCACAUCCCCAACAAUGCAGGCCCAUCACAGAGCAACAGUGCUGAGCCUGACAGCCCCCCGCCAUCAAAUAAGGCUCUCACUGUGGUGACAGAAUAUCCUCCAACUACUACAUCUGCUGGCUUUUCAUUCUCUUCCAAUAGCUCCACAUACAAGGGAGUUUUCUCUGGGCCUACCGUGCUAACAGCCAAUCCUGCGGUUCUCUCUACAAGCCUUCCUCAAACCAUAGGCUCCGUCCAAUACACGCAACUUCCCCCCAAUCUCCAGCUCAUAGGGCCCUAUACAAGUUAUAUCUCUUCACAGAUUGUGCCAUCCACAACCAGUCCAACACAGCCACGGAGGGCGCCACAAGAGGUUUUGGCCACAACAGCUGUCAUCUCCCAAGCAUCCAGCCUUGAUUCACCGAAUCAUCAUGUGAUUUCUUCUAUACCAAAUGUUUCCCAUAGUCAAUGCAUCCAGGUAGAGAGUGCUCCUUUGGGUUUGACAGUGUCCUCCCCUUCUGCCCAACUACCCAUUCAAAUCCAUCCACAUUCAGCAGUCCUUGCCCCUCAUGCCCUGGCCCUCACCCCCUCUCAAGUGGUUCUACACUACACAGAUGGCUUCAUCGCAAAGCAACCAGACUCCCAUCCAAGAGAAAUGCAGAAUGGUACACUUGGAGAGAUUUCAAUGGUCAAGCACAGUACUGCCAAAGGGAUUCCUAGCCAGUCAGAAGGUGACCAAAGCCACAAGCAAAACCACAACUUGGGCCUCCAGACCCAAGCUCAGGUUCUGCUUCCAGCAGACUACAGCACUCAUGAGAGAACAGGACUGCAGACAUCCCUGAUGUUGGUAUCCAGUAGCCACCUUGCAGCAAACAGCAACUCAGAGCUCCAAAGUAUCUUGAAUAAGGACCACUCUUCAUUGCACCUUGCUGAGAGAGGAGGGAUCUGCAUAGGCAAACCAAUGUCCAGAGUGUCUGCCCUCACUUCCUCAGACAGCCAAGUUUCUCCGGCCUCCACAAUCUCCCCCCACACACUCCUGCAGGCUCCUCACAACAGUCCCCAACAGGAGCUCUCCACCAGCCUUUACUCUGCAACGCAGCUCCCAAUCAUUGGCUACAUCACCAGUGCUUCUGGUGGACCCCAGCAAGCAGUAACUGGUUAUCAGAGCAACCUGCCACAGCACGUGGUGAUCUCAGGCAACCCCUCCUUGCUCAUUCCGGUGAGUGCCACUAACAUCAAUCCAACUACUGCUGAGCCGGAGGUUACCCGCUGUUCUGUCAUCCCCAGUGCUGCAAAUGCAUCAACAGCUCUGCCUCAGACGUUUAUUAAUACAUCCCCACCUGCAGCUCCAGCUUCAGUUGUACCCAAUGGUAAAGACAUCACAGUCUCCGAUGGGGGUCAUGCCUCCUGUGUUGUGCCAAGUCCAACCCAAAUACAGCUGCCUGUUCUUUCAGCCAAUGUAGUGGGGUCUCCAGUUCCUGUAACACCUCCAACAUCCACAAGCCCUCACAGCUCACCAUCAUCACCAUCAGCAGGCCUACCACCAUUCUUUAUGAAGGGCUCUAUUAUCCAGUUGGCAGAUGGCGAACUAAAGCGUGUGGAGGAUCUGCGGACAGAGGACUUUGUUCAAAGUGCAGAGGUUAGUGGAGAACUAAAGAUUGACUCCAGCACUGUAGAGCGCAUAGAAUGCAGCCGCACACCCAAUGCUGUCAUCAUACAGUUCUCAGUGGGAGAGAACAAAGCCCAGGUCUGUGUUGAGGUUCUGGUGGAAUACCCUUUCUUUGUGUUUGGUCAAGGUUGGUCGUCCUGCUGCCCUGACCGCACCACCCAGUUGCUAGCACUAUCCUGUGCCAAACUCUCUGUGGGUGAUGUUUGUAUCUCUCUAACCCUUAAAAGCCUAAAAGAUAGCAUUCAAAAGAAAGAUAAUUUUUCAGACUCUAUGACGAAACACAAACCAGCCAAAAACAAUGGGCCAAUUGAGGAAAGACAAACCCAAAUGGAGGAUCUUAAGAAAGGACACAAAAUGACAUCAGGAGUGGAAAAUACUGCAGGAACACUGGUUGAGACUUCUAAUUCGAGAAAUGUUUUAACCCUCUUGGAGAAUGGGGGAAUCAUUUCUCAGACACAGGUGAACCUCCAGACCCAGUCAGAAAAAACAUGCACAUUUAGUGUCGAGAAAGCCGUUAGCCGCAAGAGGAGAUGGUCUGCUCCAGAAAGGGGAGAAAUGUGGAGGUCUCAAGAGGACCCUCAGAUUUUACCCAAAUUUCCCUUCCUCCCACAUCAGCUGAAGGUCAGCAUCGAGGGCCGCUCUAGCACAGGUUGCUGAGGAUGUUCAGAACUCCAUAGAGCAGUGGUGGGGAGUCAAUUUCUAAACAAGAAAUACAUUAAUUAGCCUUACUUAAUUCAUUUUAAUUUCACAUAAUGGUGAAUAACUGAAUAAAAAUUAUUUUUGCUUGGUGUCCAAGAAAAUGCUUUUGCUUUAACAACAAAAACUCAGAAUACUUUCCCCAUCACUGCCAUGGACUCCAAGAGGGACAAGGAAGAGCAGAUUUACUUUUCGGUACUUUUUGCUUUCCUAUCACAUUCAUUUCCAGGUUACUGUAACUUUAGAACAUUUUACACAAAAAUGUGUUUGAUCAUUUGAGUCAUGUCAUUUGUACUAUUUAUCCUUAGACAUUCAUGUUAAUUAAGCUGGACAAGUAAGUUUUGGGUUGUAUAUUGCAAGGUCUGACCACUUUUUUCUCAGCUUGCUGAGCAGUUGGUGUCUAAUGUUUGUCUACUGUUAUCUGUACUGAAUUCAUUCAUAAUCAGGGCUUUGAUAGAAUAAGGACUGUUACAUGGAUUGAUGGCAAAAGGUUACCAGUAAGACAUGUCAUUUGUGUGACUAUGAUUACGAGUGACUUCCGCAGGUUGUUUGAAAAUGAUUAUCUUGACAGAAGCAGCCUUCCACUUGUUACUGCCCCCAAUAAUCCCUUGCUUACAUAAUGUCAUCUGAGAGUGACAGGCUUUGCUCGAGUGACUACUUUAAAUCAGACUUAAGACAAGUAAAGCGUCAAGAUACAACAUUGAAUGUUAAAUGAUUUAUCCAUGAUAUAUGUUAAUUUAAUUGCUGGUAGUCUUCUAGAUAUGCAAUACUGAGCUUUCACAUACCUCAUGUGUGCAUUUAACAAUUAACCCAAUCAGAUGGCCUGAUCGGAUCUGUGAUCUCAGUUUUAAGUGAGAAAAAGUUGGAGAAAUCUUCACAUAGUCAAAGUGGCUGUGUAGAGGAGUCUCUGUUCAAGUCAGAAUUAGCACUUUAAAGAAAGGUUAGGGCAAGUUGAAUGAAUGGAUGGAAACAUUCCCACCUUUGUUUUGUUACUACAGCAACAGACCAUUUUGAGUGCGGUUAGUCAUUUUGUGCAUUGCUACCAUUUUAUGUGCAAAGAACUUCUCAUUUAGUGUUUUUCAAUAACAAUGUCUUCUUUACACUAUUUUAAGUAUUGUGGGCCUUAAUCAGUCUGGCUGCAAUAAUUAUUUUUUUGUUAAAGACACAAUAUAUUUGCCAUACAACAAAAUGUACGCAGCAUACUCAAUAUUCAAAACAAGCCAGGCUUUACAGGUGUAUCACAAACAGAAUUGGUCUUUUUAUAUUGAGUUGAUUAUAUAAUAAAUUUAGCAUCUGAUAAAGUUGACAUAGAUAUGAUCAUUUAAAUAGUAAGAAUCAGUGGAUCAAAGGAGCAUGCCGUGCUUUGCUUAAUAAAAAAAAAAUCUAAAUUUCCAGAAAGAAAAUCCUGAAAUGACAAUGCUUCUCACAGACUCAUUUUGUGUGCUUCAAAAUAAUUUAUAGCAGUAUGCUAAUGACCUAAACAUGUCUUUGUCAAUCUUUUAACUUCUCUGCAGAGAUAAAAAAAAAAAAAUACAAUAAGAAUGUUGAGACACUAACUUUAGAUCUCAAUUUAUCCACAUUAUCGAUUUUCUCUGCCUUUAUCUUUGCUGUGCCGGUCAUGUUAAAGGAAUUAAUUUAUUACACUGCAAUGAAAAAUAACAGCGAAGGUAAUUAUCCACAAACUUUCUUUUUUUAAAUGACAAAUGUAAUUGCUCUAUUCCAUAAACAAAAGCCUUAUGGGAUUGUCUUCAGAUUUAUUUUGUGUGAAACGGUCACAAAAUAAUUCUUACCUAACUUAACUGACUGUUUAAUACGUAAUGAGUGCUGUUAAAAAUUCAGAAAAAAAAAAUCUUUGAAUACAUCUAAAAAUUUUGCUAUUUGCACAAGUAAACAUUUUAAAGAGUAAAGCAGCGUGUGUAUGGAAUCUUAUAGUUAACACCUCAUAUUGCCAGCUUUGUAGGUCACCUAAAACUAUACAUUUUGUGUAUGUGUGGUCAUGAGUGUGAUUUUUUUUCACUUAAGUCAGUUUGUUGACUGACUUGAAAAAGGUAUUGUUGAGUCUAGGGUUAUAUUCAGAUGGAAUCACAAUAGACCUCAUAUUGUAGAAGUAAUGCUUGAUUGCACAUUCAGUCCAAUUUGGAUUUGGAUUUUAUGCACUUUUGAAGAGAGAGGACAAUGAAAGAGAAAUGAAAGGGAUUGUUGAUUGGUAGCCACACCGCUACAAUAUGUUCAAUGCAGUCUAUUGUACUGGUGAUAUUGGUAAGGCAGUAGAAAACUCAGUGCUAUUACAAUAGACUAGAAACCAUUACAAAAGUGUCAAUGUUUCUGGAUUGUUGUUUGUUUCAAAUGUAUCAUUGUUCUCUCUCUUUUCUCUCUCUCUUUUCCUGUGUAGCUAUGUACAUGUAAACCUCAGUGUGUUUGUGCACUGUGUGGAUAACUUCAUUGAAGACAGUCAGGUUUCAACACUGGUGGCAACGAACACUCUUAUCCAGUGUGUGUGCUAUUCUGUUUCAACCUAACAACAGCGAUUUAUUAUCAUCUGCAUCAAAAAAAAUACUUUUUGUUUGUUUGUUUAUUUUUUAAAAGAAGGCUGUCAACCACUUGAAGGCAUAAAAGCAUUAUAGCGAUUUAUAGUCAAAUUGCAUUCUCAGGUUGAGAAACUGGCCCGACUGUUUAUGUUCCUGUGUUACUUCGCUCAGUUACAAAAAAAAAAAAAAAAAAAAACGAGCUGGUGAUCAUUUUAGCUCCAGUGCAAUGACUCAUGGGAAGUCACUGGCUGACUAUUGCUCCCUCUACAGCCCAUCACUGUACAUGCACCCAAUGUACAAAGAAGGCUAACUUUUAACUAGCAUGACAUGUUGUGAAUGUAGCUCACGUGCUUGCUAUUGAAAAUGCAUUCAUAUGGGAAAAAACUACUUUCUGUUGUAUGUACAGAUUUGGGCGUCAACAAUAUGGCUUUUUAUAUUAUAUAGAUAUACAUCCAAAGACAGUCAGAAUUUGCUGUAUGCAUAUGCCUCAAUGGUCCAUAGCCAGGAUUAGUUCUAGCAAUACCACAAGGCCUCAUUUAGGGUUGGAAGACCAAACUUGAUGUCUAGUUAAUUGACCCAUAGCAUACACAUCAUUGAUCUCAUUGUUUUGUUUAGUUUUUUUCUUUCAAGGAAGAUCUAGAUCUUUUACCUCCCGCUAAAACCUCAAUCGCCAGAGUGACAUUUCUUCAACAAAGAAGAAAAAAAGCACAUAACUGAUUUCUCAUUUUCUUAUAUAUUCGAUGUAAACGACUAUACUUGUGUGAUUCGUUGUACCUGUGAUAUUUUUCUCAUUCUUUGACAAGCUCCUUUUCUACAAACUGACAAAAAGCAAUUAAGACAGAAGUCAACCUCAACUUUUCUAACUGUGGCGUGUUUAUGUGAACAGAGCAUCCAAGACUGUUCAGUGAAGUCAGUGAUCAUUUCUUUGGUGGUGCUUGCAAGUUUUUGUAGCUGUUUUGAUUUUUGUGAAAUGGAAAGGAACAUCGGACUCGACUUUUGGCUAAUAUGUCUAGUUCAAUGACUUCCUGUAUAGUACAAAUCUAUUGUAUCUGUAUAAUCACUCUAAUAAAAUACUGUGCCAAUUUUA